Molecule: messenger RNA, 1812 nt
Organism: Phalaenopsis equestris
Lineage: Eukaryota; Viridiplantae; Streptophyta; Magnoliopsida; Asparagales; Orchidaceae
Product: delta(8)-fatty-acid desaturase-like
Biological process (GO): lipid metabolic process
Cellular component (GO): membrane
Molecular function (GO): oxidoreductase activity, acting on paired donors, with oxidation of a pair of donors resulting in the reduction of molecular oxygen to two molecules of water
Source: RefSeq, a predicted model, not a curated record
CGUACUAACGUCAUUAUAUCGGAUUUCAUAUCACUAGAUUGUUUUUUGCUGAAAUAGAAGAAGCUCUUCAGAAUCAGAGGGGAAGAAGAAGAGAAUUAGGGUUUCUUUCUUCUUCUCUUCUGCUCUCAUAUCUCCUGAAUGAAAGAAGGGCAGGAGUAAUUCAAUAGGAGGCAAUCCAUUGUUUUGCAAUCCGGAAUCCAAUCUUAUCCUCAAAUUCUCUGCUUAUAAUCCGAGAAAAACCAGCGGCCGUCAUUUCAUCCAGCGUAAUGGCGAUGGAAACAGAGCAGAGAAGGUACAUUUCGUCUGCGGAGCUUGGAAAACACAGCUCCCGUUCGGAUCUAUGGAUCUCGAUCCAGGGUAAGGUUUACAACGUCACGGAUUGGGUGAACAAUCAUCCCGGAGGCGAAAUCCCUCUUCUCAGCCUCGCCGGACAGGAUUCCACAGAUGCAUUCAUCGCCUUCCAUCCCGCUUCUGCUUGGAAACACCUCGAUCGAUUCUUUCUCGGCUAUCAUCUCGCCGAUUACAAUGUGUCCGAUGCAUCUAAAGAUUACCGCCGACUGGUUGCAGAGUUCACUAAGCUCGGUCUUUAUGAAGACAAGGGCCAUGGAGUCCUCUUCUCACUGUUGUUCAUGUUUGUUCUCUUCUUCGUUGCAGUUUGCAUGAUCAUCAGAACCGGAAACAUUUGGGCUCAUCUCGCUUCCGGCGGGAUCAUGGGGUUUCUCUGGAUCCAAUCGGGGUGGAUCGGCCAUGAUUCGAGCCCCUAUAAAGUAAGAGUUCAUAAUGCUCAUCACAUAGCCUGCAAUUGUCUCAAUUUCGAUCCCGAUUUGCAACACAUGCCUCUCUUCGCCGUCUCAUCAAAGUUCUUCUACUCCAUUACCUCCUCCUUCUACAACAGAACCUUGACCUUCGAUUCAAUCUCGAGGUUCCUGAUCAGUUACCAGCACAUAACUUUCUAUCCAGUAAUGUGCUUUGCUAGACUUAAUCUCUUUGCUCAAUCUAUUAUUCUUCUUCUAUCGAUGAAGACGAAGGUGCCGUCCCGCUUCCAGGAGAUUGUUGGAGUAAUGGUGUUCUGGACAUGGUAUCCUUAUCUGGUUUCCUUUCUCCCAAAUUGGGGAGAAAGACUGAUGUUCGUGAUCGCCAGCUUCGUCAUAAGUGGGAUUCAGCAUGUUCAGUUCUGUUUAAACCAUUUCUCCUCUGAUGUUUAUGUUGGAAAUCCAAAGGGCAACGAUUGGUUUGAGAAGCAAACGAUGGGAACGCUUAACAUCACCUGUUCGCCAUGGAUGGACUGGUUUCAUGGCGGACUCCAGUUCCAGACCGAACACCAUUUGUUUCCCCGGCUUCCAAGGUGCCAUCUGAGGAGAAUUUCACCAUUAGUGAAGGAGCUCUGUAAGAAGCAUGAGUUGCAGUACUCCAGUGCGAGCUUCUGGGAGGCAAAUGUGAGGACUUGGAGGACUCUGAGAACUGCUGCCCUGCAAGCUCGUGAUUUGGAGGGUUCAGAGAGGAAGAAUUUGGUCUGGGAGGCUUUGAACACCCAUGGCUGAGAAUCUCAGACCUCUUUUGCUGAACUGGUAUGUUUCUGUAUUUCUGCAAUUUUUCUUUGAUUUUUGGAUUUUUUUUCUUUUUUUGGCAUAAAGAACUGAUGUGUUUCUACCAUUGGUUUGUGUUUCUGAUGGAAUUUUAGUAGUUUUGUUCUUAUCUGAGCCUUUUGUAGGCUCAUCUAGCACUAUUGUGGGAUGAAAGUUCUUAAUUUUCAUGAAUCUGUAAUUUAAAUUUUUGAAUUUGAUGUGAUUUGGAGGUAUUUUUGGAAAUUCA